This is a messenger RNA of Camellia sinensis, 1600 nucleotides long. Its product is annotated as protein PIN-LIKES 3. Lineage: Eukaryota; Viridiplantae; Streptophyta; Magnoliopsida; Ericales; Theaceae. Gene Ontology annotation, biological process: endoplasmic reticulum to cytosol auxin transport. The record is from RefSeq and is a predicted model, not a curated record. Gene Ontology annotation, cellular component: membrane.
UUUCGUCUUCCCAUACCUUUUCUUUAUACUAUAUAUAGGGUAUUAUAUGGGACAGUCGAGUAAUGUAGUGGUUGAAUUUCUUUCUUCCUCUUCACAUCUAUGAAAGCUGCAGUUUGCGCGGGAAUCAAGAUCUCUCAGAGUGUACGUAAAAGGAAUUCCUCAACGGUCUACAAACAAGUUUCAGAAUGAAUUUCUUGAAUCUGUUUGUUGUGGCAUUGAUGCCAGUUCUGAAAACACUGCUGAUCAGCGCUAUUGGGUUAUUCCUUGCGCUUGAUCGAGUGAAUAUUCUUGGGGCAGUUGCAAGGCACCACUUGAACAAUCUGGUAUUCUAUGUGUUCUCCCCUGCACUUAUUGUUAGCAAUCUGUCCAGUACAAUCAAAGCAACCAAUAUAGUUUCUUUGUGGUUCAUGCCUCUGAAUAUCCUCCUCACAUUUAUUAUUGGUUCAGCACUUGGAUGGAUACUUGUUAAAAUCACCAAAACUCCUAAACAUUUUCAUGGCCUCGUGAUUGGUUGCUGCUCGGCAGGUAAUUUGGGAAACUUGCUUCUAAUUAUCAUCCCGGCAGUAUGUGAGGAGAAAAAUAGUCCAUUUGGAGAUUCAUCAACCUGCUCAACUAAUGGACAGGCAUACACAUCCCUCUCUAUGGCGACAGGAUCAAUUUAUAUAUGGUCUUAUGUAUAUAACAUCAUGCGGGUAUCUCAAAGUAAGAGCAAUGAAGAAGUCAACAUAAAUGGCUCUUCCAGUAUUAUUGGCAUGAAGUCUCAGUCUCCUAGACAAACCUCUGAGAGCUUCACACAAGCAUUACCUUCAAAUGAUUGCCCAAGGUCUAGGGACACUGAAGCUCAAGCUCAACUACCUCCCAUUGAAUCUGAUGAUAAAGUGCUGAUUUUCAAUAAGAUUAAGAAGGAUGUGAAGAUUUUUGUGGAAAAGAUCAACUUGAAGAUGUUGUUUGCACCACCAACCAUUGCAUCUAUUGUUGGGCUUUUGAUUGGAGUAAUCACACCAAUAAGGAAGAUUAUGAUUGGAGAUAACGCCCCUCUUCGUGUGCUCAAGAGUUCUGCAUCUUUGCUGGGGGAGGCAACAAUUCCAUCCAUGACAUUAAUAGUAGGAGCCAACCUUCUUACGGGAUUAAAAAGAUCGGGAGUAGGCCUCUGGGUUGUUAUAGGGGUCAAUGUAGUUCGGUAUAUUGCAUUGCCCCUAUUGGGUAUCCUUGUUGUUAAGGCUGCACACCAUUUUGGCUGGGUUGGAUCGGAUUCGUUAUAUCAGUUCAUUCUUUUGCUUCAGUAUGCACUUCCAUCUGCAAUGAGUAUUGGUACAAUCACCCAGUUGUUCGACAUUGGUCAGAGUGAAUGUUCUGUUAUUAUGCUAUGGAAUUAUGUUGUGGCUUCACUCUCCCUAACACUUUGGUCAACCUAUUUCAUGUGGAUUGUAACUUGAAAUUUUUUUCAGAUCAUUUUAAUUUUAAUUAUUAUUUUUUUGCUUUCGUAUCCAUCAAAUUGAUAUACAAUGCGGUGUUGAGAUUGUUUACAAUAUACCCUCUCUCUUUCUCUAGUUUAAUUUCAAUUAGAGGAAGUGAGAGUUAGAUGCUCUCUCUUUUUUCU